AUGACCGAAGAAAGUGUGGCCGUAAAGAAGGGACGUGGUCGUCCGAAAAAGAUCACCGGCUCGCCAGCUGCUGCUGCUACUAAACCAACACCCGAGAAGAAGAAACCGAUGAAAGUUCCGCAAGUGGUCGAAUCAACAGAAGAGGUCGAUUCCGCUGCUUCCGGUACGGAUGAGGAGGAGGGCACACCGCCACCGGCACCAAAAUCACCCGGCAAAAAGCGUGCCGCAGAAACUACGCAGAACGAUAAGAGCGAACAACCAGCUCGCAAGCGCGGUCGUCCACCGAAGGCAAACAAAGCUGCGGUGAAAAAACCGGCAGCCUCUUCUGGUCGUGGCCGGGGACGUCCACGAAAGAAUCCCUAA
Messenger RNA from Anopheles maculipalpis, 363 nucleotides. RefSeq names its product high mobility group protein I-like. The transcript has a single exon. Lineage: Eukaryota; Metazoa; Arthropoda; Insecta; Diptera; Culicidae. The record is from RefSeq and is a predicted model, not a curated record. The coding region runs from base 1 to 363 and encodes 120 amino acids. Gene Ontology annotation, molecular function: DNA binding.